AUGCCUCACAGCCACUGCCACUCAUUCAGGAGCUUGGGGAAAGCCCCAUCACUCACUUCCAUAACACACAACUCUAAUCCUAAAAGCUUUGAAGAUGGAAUUUUCUUGCCCAGCAGUUGUCACAGCAGAACCUGGCUCCUAGACAGCUUUCAAGAAUCCUGCCAUGAGACCUCCACCUGCCAACUGGCCAAAUGGGAACAGCACCAGUGCAAAGUGGACCCCUGUGCACAAAGUUCCUGGAACUCCAGAGCUGACCAAGCAACUUGUUCUAGUUCCAAGACCUGUGAAAGAACAGUGUGCCAAUCAGGAAUCUCCCCAGCUGUGCCAGAGUGUGCUUCUCAACCCUGCCCAUCAAGAAACUGCCAGCAAGUGGGCUUUGUAGCCCAGAGCUACCAACCUGCAAGCUACAUGGCCAAGUGUUACCCGCUAAAGCCUACAGUGUCUGGGAGUUGCCAGCCUGUGGAGUCUGAAUCCAGACAAUGCUGCUCUCAGGUCCCUGAGUCCAGUUCCUGUAAUUCCUUGAGCAACACUGUCUCUGGGCCACAUCUGAUGGAAUCUCCUAGCACUUAUGAGCCAACAUGCUGUGUGACUGGUGGGUCACAGUUGCCUAGUAAGUGA
Psammomys obesus (fat sand rat) is the source of this 618-nucleotide messenger RNA. RefSeq names its product keratin-associated protein 27-1. The record is from RefSeq and is a predicted model, not a curated record. Lineage: Eukaryota; Metazoa; Chordata; Mammalia; Rodentia; Muridae. The coding region runs from base 1 to 618 and encodes 205 amino acids. The transcript has a single exon. Gene Ontology annotation, molecular function: structural molecule activity. Gene Ontology annotation, cellular component: keratin filament.